AUGUCCCUUCGAUGGCUCCUGCUCCUCUUCUUCUUCGCUUCCUUGGCCUUCGUUUCAGCCUAUCGCCUUCCGAUGAUCAACUUCCACGAGCAGCUGAGAAAUCUGCAAAAGAGCUUUCCAAGUACCUAAAAAUCGAUAUAAAACGAGCAAAAUGGUCAAAUUUCCAGGUUAUCAGUUCCCGGUCGAGGCUCGGGCGCCACGCAAAGUAUUCUACGUCGGUGGGCUCGACGGAAUCAAUGAGGAUCGAUGA
Messenger RNA from Caenorhabditis auriculariae, 250 nucleotides. The record is from the annotation of a GenBank genome assembly. NCBI's taxonomy places the organism in Eukaryota, Metazoa, Nematoda, Chromadorea, Rhabditida, Rhabditidae.